Messenger RNA from Magnusiomyces paraingens, 6567 nucleotides. RefSeq lists its product as uncharacterized. Gene Ontology annotation, biological process: actin filament organization; vesicle transport along actin filament. Gene Ontology annotation, cellular component: actin cytoskeleton; vesicle; cytoplasm. Lineage: Eukaryota; Fungi; Ascomycota; Dipodascomycetes; Dipodascales; Dipodascaceae. Gene Ontology annotation, molecular function: microfilament motor activity; ATP binding; actin filament binding. The transcript has 3 exons. The record is from RefSeq and is a predicted model, not a curated record. The coding region runs from base 1 to 6567 and encodes 2188 amino acids.
AUGCAUCGACCGCAGAAUCAUCUGCCAUCGCACUCAAAAACAUUUUCUCCGGCUACUAGCAUUUCUACAACUACUAAGCUUGUCGAUGCCAUCUCCAGUGGUGCUUCCAAACAUGCAUCUAGCGAACCUUCCCCAAGCGAUGAUAUCAACCAGGCCGAGUUCGCAUCUAAGCGCUGGGUCUGGGUCCCUGAUGAAAAGCUGGCCUUCAUCAAGGGCUUUGUCACCACUGAUCUUGAAGAUGGAAAACUUAAAGUCCGAUGUGUUGAUGACUCGGAUCGAAUAGUUUCUCCUGAAGAUGUAGACCGCGUUAAUCCCCCAAAGUUUGAAAAGGCACAAGAUAUGGCCGAGCUUACUUAUCUCAAUGAAGCUUCUGUGGUCAAUAAUCUUCAUGUUCGAUACAUGUCUGAUAUGAUUUACACUUACUCCGGUCUGUUUUUGGUUGCUAUCAACCCUUAUCAAGACCUGGGAAUUUAUGGAUCCGAAAUUAUCCUCGCAUAUAAAAACAAACAGCGUGAAGAAAACCCACCUCACAUUUACGCCAUCACGGACCUUGCGUUCCGAAAUAUGCUUGAAGAGCACGAAAACCAGUCCAUUCUAGUUACUGGUGAAUCAGGUGCUGGUAAAACCGAAAAUACUAAAAAAGUUAUUCAAUAUCUUGCUGCAAUUACAUCUUCUCGCUCGAAAUCCAUCUUAGACACCCAGUCAUCUACUAAUCCUUCAUUUGAACAGAAGAUUCUUCAAGCAAACCCCAUCAUAGAAGCUUUUGGUAAUGCUCAAACCGUCAGAAAUAACAACUCUUCACGUUUCGGUAAAUUUAUUCGUAUUGAGUUUUCUCGUUCCGGUCAAAUUUCUGGAGCUUCCAUAGACUGGUAUCUUUUGGAAAAGUCCCGCGUCAUCUACCAAAACAAUAAGGAACGAAAUUAUCACAUUUUUUACCAACUCAUUAAGGGCGCUCCUAAGGACCUCCGUGAGGCCCUCAUGCUUGACUCUGACCUUAAUUACUAUGCAUAUCUUAAGAACUCAAACAAGGUUGUUGACGGUGUUGACGAUGCCGCUGAAUACAAGAGUCUUCUCAGCUCUUUUCGAAUUAUGGGCUUUAGUGUUCAAGAACAAAAUGACUUUUUCCGUAUCAUGUCUGCCAUUCUCAACAUUGGUAAUAUUGAGAUUGGCUCUGAGCGUUCUGACCAAGCCAGAAUUCUUAAUGUUGCUCAAGUUGAACGUGUUUGCCAUCUUCUUGGCAUUAACGCUGAGCACUUCAUUCAAAGUCUUAUUCAUCCGCGAGUCAAAGCUGGUCGUGAAUGGGUCCGUCAAUCAAGAUCUGCUUUUCAAGUCCGUCACUCUCUUGAUGCUCUUGCCAAAUCUUUAUACGAGCAAACCUUUGGUGCCAUUGUGGACCGCAUUAAUAAUACCCUUGAUAGAAACAGCGACAAUACGUCUUUUAUUGGCGUUUUAGAUAUUGCCGGUUUUGAAAUUUUUGAAAACAAUAGUUUUGAGCAGCUGUGUAUUAACUACACUAACGAACGCCUUCAGCAAUUCUUUAACCAUCACAUGUUUGUUCUGGAACAAGAAGAGUACAACCGUGAAAACAUUGCUUGGAAAUACAUUGAUUUUGGUCAUGACCUUCAGCCUACUAUCGACUUGAUUGAGCGAAGCAAUCCCAUUGGCAUUUUUUCUUGUCUAGAUGAAGAGUGUGUUAUGCCUAAAGCUACCGAUGCUUCUUUUACCGACAAAUUAAAUUCUUACUGGAAUAAACGAUCACCGAAAUACAAACCAUCAAGACUCUCCCAAGGGUUUAUUCUCACACACUAUGCUGCUGAAGUUGAAUACAACACUGAAGGCUGGCUUGAAAAGAACAAAGACCCUCUUAACGACAACAUCACCGAACUUCUUAUUGAGUCUUCUGAAGUCCAAGUUCGCAAGUUGUUUGCUGAUGCGAAAAAUAAUAUAAAAACACCUGGAACUGUCAUUAAAAAGGGUAUAUUCAGAACUGUUGCUCAGCGUCACAAAGAACAGCUUAAUCAUCUUAUGAAUGAACUGAAUUCAACACACCCUCACUUUAUUCGCUGUAUUAUUCCCAAUCACACCAAAACACCUUAUAAAUUAGACAAUCACCUUGUUCUAGAUCAGCUUCGGUGUAAUGGUGUUUUAGAAGGUAUCCGUAUCGCACGUACUGGUUACCCUAACCGACUUUUCUUUAGCGAAUUUCGCCAACGUUAUGAGGUGUUAGUUACCGGGAUGCCUAGUGGCUAUGUUGAAGGCCAAAAAGCCUGCAAUUUAAUUUUAUCCAAGCUUAAACUAGACGAAAACCUUUACCGAGUAGGUCUCACCAAGGUGUUUUUCAAGUCUGGCGUUCUGGCAGAGCUUGAAGAACGUCGUGAGCAAAUGACACGUGAAAUCAUGGCUCGGUUCCAGUCUGUAGCUCGUGGUUUUAUUCAGCGCCGGAAAAUCCGCAAAUCUCUUCACAAGGCCCAAGCUGUCAGUAUUAUCAAGAAGAAUUUUGAGAUUUACUUGGAAAUGAAAAGCAACCCUUGGUGGAAGCUUUACAUGAAAAUGGGCCCUCUUUUGAUGGCUGCGCAAGACACUGGAAACAACAAGGCUCAAGCUCUUGAGAUUAAGAAGUUGGAGGCAAAUCUCAAGAAAGUUGAAGGUGAAAAGAAUCAGCUUUCAGAAGAACAACGGGAGCGCGAUUCUGAGCUUGAGUCACUCAAAAGUGUUUUGGAAAGCGAGCGUGCUACAGCCCUUGAUAAGGACGAGAUUUUGAAGCGUUCUCAAAUCAGAGAGUCCGAUUUAGAGACUCAACUUGCUGGUGCUCUUGACGAUCUUGACCGUUUGGAGGUUCAGUGCGAGGAACUUCUUAUAGCUAAGAAGAAGGCUACUUCUGAAGCUGACACCUGGCGGACUGAGUUGACCAAUGGGGCACAUUUGAUUGGUCUUCUGGAAGAUGAAAAGGCCAAGCUCAAGGAGCAAAUUCUUCUUCUUGAAGCGGAGCUGGAACAAACUUCUACUGAUCACCAAACCCAACGUUCUGAAAUGGACAAGGUUGCAAGUGACCUUGAAUUUCUUCGCAGCAAGCUUAAGGAACGUGAAGAGGAGAUUAAUGGUCUUGAGUCCCAGCUGCAAGAGCAACAGCAACAGCUCAGCGUUCGUGUCAAGGAUUCUGAGAAGUCGUUAAAUACGGCACAGUCUAAGAUCGUAGAACUUACUGCUAGUAUCGAGGAGUAUCGUUCUGAGCUCGACGAGCAGUACAAAGCUGCUCAGGAGUAUGAAGAUUCUAUUUCCAAAAAAGAGCGCGAGUUAAAGAGUCUUCAAGACUUGUUGGAGAAAAGUAAGAGUGUUGAGGCCACUUUGAAUGAAAAUUACCACAAGCUUCAGGGUGAAUACAAAGAGGCCUCCGGAAAGACUGCUCAUGUAGAGAAAGAACUUCAGCAAUUGCAAGCCAAGUAUGCUAAGCUUGAAGCUGACGAAAAGGAAACACGCCGUCUGUUACAGGCUAAGGUAUCUGACAAUGACGAAGGCCGUCGUCUGCUUGAUCUUAAGGUGGAUGAGCUUACUAUUAAACUUCAAGAGAAAGAUCAGUCGUUUGAAACUGAAAAACAAAAACUAUUGGGCGAAAUUUCAGCAAAGAAAAAUUACAUUGAAAAGCUCUUAAGUGAAAAGGAAGCCCUUUCUAAGUCGCUUGCUAAACUGAAUGCAGUUCAAGAAACCAACACCAAGUUAGAAACCAGUUUAAAGACUGCUCAAGAAAAGGCUUCACAGGUCAGUAAUUUGCGUGGUCAACUCGAGGUUUUGAAGGAGCAACUGAAGGAGCGGGAAGUUGAGACUGACCGAUUGACUAGUGAAAAUAAGGAUUUGUCUUCUAGACUUUCUGAAUCUAGCACUAAUACAACACGUCUUAACAAUGAUUUAGAAUCUUUGAAGGUAGAAAAGUCGCAACUUAUUCAACAAAUUGGGCAGCUCAAGCGGUUUAUUGACGAUGACUUGUCUAAUAAGGAGAAUUUGAUUUUGGAAAAAAAUACCAUCUCUCAGGAUUUGCAAAACGCCCAACAGGAGCUUUCCAAUAUUACUUUUGAGUACAAUAAGCUCAAGGCUGAGCUUGACAAGAAGAACAACAACAUUCGCAAGAUUCGCGACUCAUUCACGGAUGAAGCUACGACUCAGCGCACUAAGCUCAACAAGGAAAAGGCCAUUUUAGAGGCUUCCGAAAAGAAACUGCGUGGUGAAUUAGAGGAGGCCAAACUUGAGGUUGAAACACUUACCCGACAAAAGACUAAGCAAGCUCAAGAGAUUGAAGAUCUAAAGCAUACCGUUUCUCAAGAACAAAAGUCGGCAAAUGCAGUCAUGCGAACCAAAGACUCUCUCCAGGAGGAAGUGAGAGAUCUUAAGAAGACUAUCGAACAACAACGUCGAGAUCACUCUCAGUCUGAGGUUGCUCGUCGUAAGCUUACUUCAAGCGUUGAAUCUUUGACUAAGGAUCUUGAUGAAAAGACUACACAGCUUACAGCAUUACAGAAAGUUGUUAAAUACAAGGACGAAAACGGAACGGUUGAUUUAGUGAAGCAACUUGAAGAUUCUGAAAAGCGUCGCAAGGCGGCAGAAGAAGCCAAGGUUCUUUUGGAAAAGCAGUUAAGCGAUGCUCAGCAGCGCAUUACCGAGAGCAAGUCAGUGCCUUCAUUCCGCAAAGAAAACAUUCAGCCGAUGAGUCCUACAGAUCACCGCCAGUUGCGUACUACCAAUGGUAUCAAAAGUGCAAUUGAUAGUAUCUAUCAGAGCUUUGAAAAUGACAGUCAGCCUGUCAAACGUGGUCAUUUCCGUAAUCGCAGUUUGCAAAAGGACAGUUUCUACACGCGUCCUAACAUGGACUCUUCUGUUGCAGAGUCUGUUAAGUCCUUGAACAUUAAAAACAAGUCUGUUGAAGAGAUUGAGGAGCUUGUUGCCAGCUACGAGGCUUCUAAGCGCGACCUGAUGUCAGUAUUCCAGGAAACGUCUAAGAAGCUCUUGGAGGCUCAGGAUAAGCUUGCCAAGACCGAACAAGAAAAGUCGCGGAUGACGAUGGAGUUUGAGCGCUCGAUUCGACAAGACGAUAGUGAUGAUGAGGACAUUGAUGUACUCAAAUCUACUGUUUCUGAUUUGGAAAUUCGUCUUGAUGCAGAGAGUUCCAAGGCGCAGGAUCUUUUGGAAAGCUUGAGACUGUACAAGAGUCGCGCUGAGGAUUAUUACAGUAAGCUUGAAUCUGCAGAAACUGUGGUGCUCAAGGCAACAAGAGCGGAAGCUUUUGCCAAGGCACAGUGGAAGGAGGCCGAUGCUUCACUGUCAACUGCGUUGAACGAAACCAAGAAACAGGAGGAUAUCAAUAUGAAGCUGCAGUCCCAGGUACAGCAGCUGGGAGACCAGUUGGAAGAUAUGUCGAUUGAUUAUACUCAUUCGAAGGAAGCGCAGAAGAGGCUGGCUAGAGAGUUGCAGGAUUUGAAGGAACGGCGCAAACAAGAUUCUUCAGAUAUGGAAGCCUCGUUGCACACCAUGCGUAACCGCUACAAGACCGAAAUCAAGUCUUUGUCCGAAGAACUUGAACGGGAGAAGCUUGCGAUGGGUGAACUUCAAACUGAAUAUCGUCAUUUGCAGCACGAGAUGGAGAUGCAAAAGGUGAAGAACCAAUUCGAUACCUUAGAUCCUUCUUGGAAGACUUUCAAGAGCCAACUGGAGAAUAAGGUGAAGGAGUUAACUAAGAGUAACGAAGAAGCUGUUCUUGCUCACCAAGACUCUCAAAAACGAAUUGGAUCUUUGCUAUCACAGAUUCGUACUAUGCGUGCUACGAUGGAAGACAUUACAUCUAAUAGAGAUCAGCUUCAGAAGGAGAAACGGGUACUGGAGAAACGACUUGACGAGGUGUCCCAGCAGGUUGAAGAGUUGGCUGCAUCUGAGCAGGCACCACGGGAUGAUACAAUGGAUUCUGUGGAAGAGCUAAAACAAAGUGUGCGUGUGCAAAAGGAUGCAGCGCAGAGUGCUAUAGAUCGUCUUCGGAACGCUGAAAGCAGUUUGGGUGAUUUGAAAGCGCAACUGGAGACUGAACGACAACGAUUAGAAGAUGUGCGGACGCAGAGAGCAAUGACUGACCGAGAAAACAAAGAACUACAUUUGAAGGUUGUUGAUUUGGAGGCACAGUUGCUUGGAAGCAAGAAGCUCGACACCACGUUUUUGAGUACACGGGUUGCAGAGCUUGAACAGGCGCUGGAAGAGCAAAGUAAGCAACACGCCGAACAGAGUCGGACGUUCAGAAGCAACGAUCGGACGGUGAAGGAUCUGAUUGGACAAGUGACACAGCGUGAAAAGACAGCGCAGCGAGUUCAGGAAGAGUUGCAGCGAAGCGAGCACAAAGUUAAAAAGUUACAGGAGACGGUGGAGGCGUUGCAAAGCACUGAGACUGCGCAGCGAUUAUCAGCGCGGCGGGCCGAACGAGAGGCCAAGGACGCAAAGGAGCGGGCCCUGAGGUUACAGAAGGAUCUGGAAGAAUGGAAGAACCGGUAUGACACUCUUGUGGCUAACAAGCGAAGUUCCCGUUUGUUUAUUUAA